GAAUCUAGAAAACAGUUUCUUUUGCUUCCCUGUACCCCAAGCAUUAUGUGCAAUGCAGGACUCCUAACAAGACAAACACACAGAGCACAGCCCUCUGUCUUCUCUUGCCGUUUCUGCAGUUCGGGAGCACAGUCCGGAAGUCUGACUCAUGUCGACCGGACCGGCAGUGCGAAAAUGGUCGACGUGGGUUCGAAGCCGGUGACAGAACGGACUGCUACAGCACGAGCAAAGGUUUUUGUGGGACCCAAACUGAUGAAACUCGUACGAGAAAAUGGCCUGAAGAAAGGUGACGUACUUAGCGUUGCUCGCCUGGCGGGAAUUGUGGGGGCCAAGCAGAUGUCCAGCCUUAUCCCUCUGUGUCAUAACAUAUCUUUAUCCUCUGUGGCUGUGGACUCUGCUCUCAACUGUGUGAUUAUAACUGGCAUGGCAAAGUGUAGAGGGCAGACGGGCAUGGAGAUGAAAGCUCUCACUGCUGUAUCGGUGUCUGCCUUAACAGUGUACGAUAUGUGCAAAGCUGUGAGUCAUGACAUUGUGAUAUCUGAACUAAUGCUUCUGGCCAAAAGUGGGGGAACUAGAGGAGACUUCCACCGGACAUGAGCAUCUGUGUGGGUCAGUGAAAUAAGUUAAGUAUACCUGGUGUGAUGUAGGCAAAUUUCAAAGUCUGUUCGUAGUUAUCAUAAAUUAUAUACACAUCGAAUUGGCCUGAAUAUAAGUUGCACCUUUAAUUUCGAAAAAGAGAGAAACUUAAUUAAAAAUAAUUUGUCAAGUUGCCCAUUUACAAAAGCUUUUCAAAAUGUGAUUUACCCUUAACCACUUUUUUUGUAGUACACUGUAGAUAAAUUACACACAAAAACAAAGCUUUCAGUUGCAGUUUUCAUGUAAG
Molecule: messenger RNA, 883 nt
Organism: Schistocerca piceifrons (Central American locust)
Lineage: Eukaryota; Metazoa; Arthropoda; Insecta; Orthoptera; Acrididae
Product: cyclic pyranopterin monophosphate synthase-like
Exons: 1
Coding region: 46-597 (183 amino acids)
Biological process (GO): Mo-molybdopterin cofactor biosynthetic process
Source: RefSeq, a predicted model, not a curated record